AUGGAAGACGAGGAUGUAGUUUUGGAAAACUCACCCUUGCAAAAAUACCUCAACGAAAUCGGCUAUGUUGACUUUGAAGACACGAAUGGUCGGAAAAGGCAAGAAGAGUUUGAAAAGAGCAACCAUGGUUCCGUUUGGACCUACAAAGAUUGUCUCGUUGAGUUUUCACAGACCGUAAUUGAGCUUGCUCGGUAUAUUUACAGCUCGUCUUUGUCGUGGUUUGUUUUAGUACCUUCAGUGAAUGAUAUUGAAACUUUCAGGAAUGACUACAUCGUGGGUGUGUAUGAAUCACAAACACUGAAGAAGGAUGACAUCAGUUUUUUAUCCCAGUUUGAUCCGAAACUCUUCGUUAGUGCUAAAGCGGAAAUGGCAAGUGGUUUUGGCGAAUGGAAAUCUUUUGCUCAUGGAAACUAUAUUUUAUCAUUAAUUUUGCUGGUUAUUUCUCUGCUUCUGGUAAAGAUUGACGGUCUUCUCUUUCCUUCUGUUUUGGCAUUUUUGGUGAUACUCUUUGCGUCCUCUGCUAGAGUUUUACUGCGAUAUUUCUUCAUUCAUCGUCAUCAGACAAAUUUAGUUGCACUGAAACGGUUUGCACAACAGACAAAACAACUGACUCUCCUGGUGAAAAGAUCUAUAAAAUUCAUUCAAGAAAUAGAACUAACAUCAAAAGGUUAUACCAUGGUAGGCCCAAUGAUGCCUGCAUUUUUCUCAGGAGACAGUGAAAACUUGGCAGAAUCAGUGAUAUUUCCAACAUUAAGGAAGAACAUUAUGGAAAAUACUGAGCCUGUGUUGUUGUCUAUACAGAAUUCUGCUAAGGAGCUACUCUUUCAUUUUCCUCUCCCACCAGAACUUACUAAGAUAUUUACAUACUUUUCAACAGGAUCCAUUGGAAAUCUGCAUGUAGGAAUCAAGGAAAUUGUGCCAGAUGACUCAACUGAAAAAGUGUCAUUGCAGGGCUUAAAAAAUGUGGCUUCAUUACUUUCAAGCCUGCAGUCAGAAUUUCUCAGUAGAUUCUUGCUUUGUUUAUCACUUGAAGUAAAUGAUGGUAACUUGAAUCAAUUAUACAUCAAACUCUUUAAAAAUAUAGAGAAGAUAUUUGGAAUUUCAUUGAAAAUGAUAGAAUGUUCUGUAGUAUCAAUUGAGAGAUGUUAUCAUGUACAUGAAAGUUACUGUUUCAUGAGCAAAGAGUGUGAAAAGCCUCCUGUGAAGCCUUGUGUCGAUCAGACAGCAAGGGCUCUUGAUAUAACUCUUCAUAGCAUUCAACGGCACCUUCAGGUGGGAAUUUUGAGAGUAGAGUCCAUUCAAAAGGAAAGAUACCAAUUGUUAGAGCCUAAAGGAGAUCAUGACUCUAAAGCCAAGAAUUCACUCCCUUUGAAUUUAGAGACAGCAUUUAAGUGGAUAAAAAGUGAUCUUGAGUCUGCAUUAACCUGUUGGCAGGAGGGUGAGGAACUCUUCAACAAACUUCUGGGUAAAGAACCUACUGCAAAUCAGAACAAAGUUUCUUGUGACACCAAGAGUGAUGAAAUAUUGGAAGAAUCACAGAAUAUUUACACACUGGACCUGACAGAGGAUGUUGAAGAGGGUGAUAAGGUAUAUGAGGCCUUUUCUGAUCCAUAUGAAGAAGUUAUGAUUGACCAAAAGGCUCUAAAUGUUGAGGAUGUUGAAAAAGAGCAGAGAGAAGCAAGGGAAAACAAGCGACUGUUACAAGAACUGAAGACUGUUUUGCUUUCAAAGGCAAAGGAUCCACUCAUUGGCACUGCAGGAUUUGUCCAACCUGCAGUAAAACAACCUACCCAUAAUCUCCUCAAUGUAUCAAACACAGAUAGUAAAACAUGGCCUCAUGGUGGCCAAGGUGGACUUACAACACUGAAAGAAGAUGAAACAAAAAUCUGUUUCAAUCUCAGGGACUCCUGUCAUCAAAAGUGGUUGUCCUCAAAUGAGGCACACAGUCAGGUGUCUUGUAUGCAUGCAAACGAGCAUUCCGUUAGACCCCCUUCGCUGUUGGGAACUUUCCCAUCUUCAGUGGCUGUUUCAGUCGCUGCUGCAGCAGCUGCACACAGUAGGGCUUUGGGAUUGAAUGAGGAAUCCUUUUUUAGUGAUGACACAGACUGA
This is a messenger RNA of Pocillopora meandrina, 2109 nucleotides long. Lineage: Eukaryota; Metazoa; Cnidaria; Anthozoa; Scleractinia; Pocilloporidae. The record is from the annotation of a GenBank genome assembly.